Molecule: messenger RNA, 2399 nt
Organism: Pseudoliparis swirei
Lineage: Eukaryota; Metazoa; Chordata; Actinopteri; Perciformes; Liparidae
Gene: kctd10
Product: potassium channel tetramerization domain containing 10
Exons: 7
Coding region: 582-1514 (310 amino acids)
Biological process (GO): protein ubiquitination; negative regulation of Rho protein signal transduction; protein homooligomerization
Cellular component (GO): Cul3-RING ubiquitin ligase complex
Molecular function (GO): protein binding; ubiquitin-protein transferase activity
Source: RefSeq, a predicted model, not a curated record
GACCGGAAGGAAGUGGGUGUUAGCUGACUGACGUUAGCGAGCUACAACUAUUCAGCCUGCUGCGGGUUCCAUGGGGGAGGUGGACAGCCCUUCAGCCGGCAUAACGCUGGUUCUCUGCCUUUAGAUACUCAUACCAGCUGCAGAGGAACAGUCUGAACGUCACUGCUGCCUUUAGAUUCUCUCCUUACUUUGACUUUCCCGUCGCUUCAUCGCGGCAGCCCGAACGCGAAGACAAACACAAAGGAACAUGUCUUUAAAAUUGUACUUUAAGUAUGAAAGACACCAUGACUUAGAACUAGAUGCAGUUCUUUAGGUUGCUAUUGACAUAUUGCGAACACACAUUUGUGUAAUUGUUUGUAGGAAAGCUUUAUACACAAAAUAAAAUACAUAUUUAACCUCUAUAUAAAUAUAUAUAUAUAGCUUUUUCGUGUGUGAGUCCAGCCUCGGUAAUAAAGCGAGUCAUUUGCAGAGAAUCUAUCUCCAUUGAUCUCGAGCUGCGUGUUAAUAAUCUGUUUCCACUCAUGCAGUGACAGCCCUGAUUCAGGUGUCACUACGUUUGACCUUUUCUUUCCCAGGAAGAGAUGUCAGGAGAGAGUGUGGUGAGCUCCGCAAUGCCGGCUGCUGCAACCCGGACCGCAUCCUUCAAGGGCUCCAGCCCCAGCUCUAAGUACGUGAAGCUGAACGUGGGCGGGGCUCUGUACUACACCACGAUGCAGACGCUCACCAAGCAGGACACCAUGCUCAAAGCCAUGUUCAGCGGCAGGAUGGAGGUCCUCACAGACAGCGAAGGUUGGAUCUUGAUCGAUCGCUGUGGCAAACAUUUUGGGACAAUCCUCAACUACCUUCGAGACGGAGCAGUGCCACUCCCAGACAGCCGGCGGGAAACCGAGGAGCUGCUCGCUGAGGCCAAGUAUUAUCUCGUCCAAGGCCUCGCUGAUGAAUGCACCGCUGCCCUGCAGAACAAAGAAACUUAUGAACCACUUUGUAAAGUGCCUCUGAUGACAUCAUCUAAGGAAGAGCAGAAACUUAUUGCAACCUCAAAUAAGCCGACGGUCAAACUGCUGUACAACCGAAGCAACAACAAAUAUUCAUACACCAGCAAUUCUGACGACAACAUGCUGAAAAACAUCGAGCUGUUUGACAAGCUGUCGCUGCGCUUCAACGGCCGAGUGCUCUUCAUCAAAGACGUGAUCGGGGAUGAGAUCUGUUGUUGGUCCUUUUACGGCCAGGGACGUAAGAUUGCUGAAGUGUGCUGCACCUCCAUUGUUUAUGCCACCGAGAAGAAGCAGACAAAGGUGGAGUUCCCUGAGGCACGCAUCUAUGAGGAGACCCUCAACAUCCUCCUGUACGAGUCCCACGAUGGGAGGGGUCCGGACAACGCCCUGCUGGAGGCCACAGGGGGCGCUGCAGGCCGCUCGCAUCACCUGGACGAGGACGAGGAGCGAGAUCGAAUCGAGCGAGUUCGUAGGAUUCAUAUCAAACGACCCGACGACCGCACGCACCACCACCAGUGACCUCUCCUUCGACCCCGCCUUGCACCACGCGUGUGCCUUACGCCCCCAGCGCCUUUCUACUCCCGCUCUUCUUUUACCAGCUGCUUGUCCCAGGAGACGGCGAGGAGGUGCGCGUCACUACGUCGUGGUGACGUGAUUCAUUGUGUGACGGGCUGCAGGGCUUUGUUCUCCGUUUGGUGACCAUGAUCACUUCUAUGACCGUUUCUGCUCGUGUGCAGAGACCCGAGUCUCAGUUUUACCUGAUUGUGUGAACACGAGUCAUAGAAAGAGUAUUGUUGGUAUACAUCAGUCUGCUGAGGUCCUUAAGGAGAACAAUGAUUAUCAUGUAAAGAUUAAUGUACAUGCGUUCUGCUCCUUCCGACCACGGGUCCACUGUGAGGUCACCGAUGGAUUAACCGGAUGUUGUACCCAAUGGGGGCACUGUUGUACUCUUACAAUAUGCUACCAUGGCUAUUUGUGUAGCCUGUGGAUAAUAGCGAUUACUUUUUAUUUGAACUGUAUUACUUUUUGAUAGUUAAGAUCUCUCAUGGGUCAGACAUGUCACUGUCGUGCUUCUGCCAUAUUUAGUUUGAACAUGUAUGCAUUGUCCCUUCACGCCCCGACAUGGUCACUAAGUCAUGGAGGGAACCUGCGCUGUGGCCUGAGGCGUUAAUGCACUGAGGGGAUUGGAUGAAGUGACUGUAACCAGAGAGCGGGACGGGAAUCCUGUCUGCUCUGAGCGGGGCGAGACCCGCCCUUCAUCCCCUCGUUCAGAAUGUCUGCACACGAGAGGCUUUAGUAGAAAUGUCUAACAAUCACAGGACGUGUAGGUCUGUACAGAAGUGAACAUAUAUGUAUGUUUUAUAUUUAUACAUACUUUGUCACAAAUAAAUUUCUACAAAUAUU